This is a messenger RNA of Aureobasidium uvarum, 807 nucleotides long. Lineage: Eukaryota; Fungi; Ascomycota; Dothideomycetes; Dothideales; Saccotheciaceae. The record is from the annotation of a GenBank genome assembly.
AUGCCUUCCCAAACAGUCAAGACCUCGGUCCCCACCAAGCAGGACAUCGUUCCUGAGACUCUUCUCAAGAAGAGAAAGUCCCAGGAGAAGGAGCGCGAGGCCCGCACCGCUGACCUCCAGAAGAAGCGCGCUGAGAAGCGCCAGGUCAUCUUCAAGCGCGCCGAGUCCUACAUCAAGGAGUACCGCGAUGCAGAGCGCGAGAAGAUCCGCCUCCAGCGUGUCGCCAAGCAGGAGGGUUCUUUCUACGUCCCCGCCCAGGCCAAGCUUGCCUUCGUCGUCCGCAUCAAGGGUAUCAACAAGAUUGACCCCAAGAAGCGCAAGACCCUCCAGCUCCUCCGUCUUCUCCAGAUCAACAACGGUGUCUUCGUCCGUCUGACCAAGGCCACCAUUGAGAUGCUCAAGAUCGUCGAGCCCUUCGUCGCCUGGGGUUACCCCAACCUCAAGACUGUCCGUGAGCUCGUCUACAAGCGUGGUUACGGUAAGGUCAACAAGCAGCGCAUCGCUCUUUCCGACAACGCCAUCGUCGAGGAGAACCUCGGCCAGUACGGCAUUGUCUGCAUGGAGGAUCUGAUCCACGAGAUCUUCACCGUUGGCCCCAACUUCAAGCAGGCUUCCAACUUCCUCUGGCCCUUCAAGCUUUCUAACCCUCUCGGUGGCUUCCACAAGCGCAAGNNGUAUGUCUAUCCUUAUCUUUCCCUUCCUUUCCAAACCUCGCUGACCUCCUCUCCGUUUAAUCAUUUCAUUGAAGGUGGUGACUUGGGCAACCGCGAGGAGCAGAUCUCUGCCCUUGUUGCCCGCAUGAACUAA